AUGGAAGCUGCGGUACAAACCAGAGGAAUUCUUUCCUUACCCGCCAAACCCAUCGGAGCAAGAAGCUUUCUUCAGCCAUCCCACGGCUUAAAGCAGAGACUUUUCGCCGCCAAGCCGAGAAAUCUACCUGGGCUGUCUCUAUCCUUUAAAGGGCACAAGAAAUUUCAAGCCUUUGAGCCGAUCCUACACGGGAUUUCUAUUUCGCACAAGGAGAGAAGCACCGAGUUCAUAUGCAAAGCGGAGGCAGCGGCCGCCGGCGACGGAGCUGUGUUCGACGAAGGCGACUCGGCAGCAGUUGUUGCGUCGCCCAAGAUUUUCGGUGUGGAGGUUACAACCUUGAAAAAGAUUAUCCCUUUGGGUUUGAUGUUCUUUUGCAUUCUUUUCAAUUACACAAUCCUAAGGGACACAAAGGACGUCUUGGUGGUGACGGCGAAAGGAAGUUCUGCUGAGAUUAUACCUUUCUUGAAGACAUGGGUCAAUCUUCCCAUGGCCAUUGGGUUCAUGCUCCUCUACACCAAACUCUCCAAUGUUCUCUCCAAAAAGGCUCUAUUUUACACCGUUAUCGUCCCAUUCAUCGUCUACUUUGGGGCCUUCGGUUUCGUGAUGUAUCCUCUCAGCAACUAUAUUCACCCGGAAGCUCUCGCAGAUAAGCUCCUUGCAACCCUCGGCCCAAGAUUCAUGGGUCCUCUUGCAAUCUUGCGGAUUUGGAGCUUCUGUUUGUUUUAUGUCAUGGCUGAGCUCUGGGGUAGUGUGGUGAUUUCAGUUCUCUUCUGGGGAUUUGCUAAUCAGAUCACAACCGUUGAUGAAGCCAAGAAAUUCUAUCCUUUGUUUGGACUUGGAGCCAAUGUUGCGCUGAUUUUCUCAGGAAGAACCGUGAAAUACUUCUCUAACUUGAGAAAGAAUCUUGGUCCUGGAGUUGACGGUUGGGCAGUUUCAUUGAAAGCCAUGAUGAGCAUAGUGGUGGGAAUGGGACUUGCCAUCUGUUUCCUCUAUUGGUGGGUCAAUAGAUACGUUCCUCUUCCUACCCGUAGCCAGAAGAAGAAGAGCAAACCGAAGAUGGGAACAAUGGAGAGCUUGAAAUUCUUGGUGUCAUCACCAUACAUUAGGGAUCUUGCUACUUUAGUGGUCGCAUAUGGUAUAAGUAUCAACCUUGUAGAAGUCACAUGGAAAUCAAAGCUUAAAGCUCAGUUCCCUAGUCCGAACGAGUACUCGGCAUUUAUGGGAGACUUCUCAACCUGCACGGGUAUUGCAACAUUCACAAUGAUGCUUCUCAGUCAAUACGUAUUCGAUAAGUAUGGAUGGGGAGUAGCUGCAAAGAUCACCCCAACUGUUCUGCUAUUGACCGGUGUUGCGUUCUUCUCUCUGAUAUUGUUUGGCGGCCCAUUCGCACCACUUGUUGCCAAGCUUGGUAUGACGCCGCUACUCGCAGCUGUCUAUGUCGGCGCCCUCCAGAAUAUCUUCAGCAAGAGCGCCAAGUACAGCUUGUUCGAUCCUUGCAAGGAAAUGGCCUAUAUUCCCUUGGAUGAGGACACCAAGGUUAAAGGCAAAGCUGCAAUUGAUGUGGUUUGCAACCCGCUGGGGAAAUCAGGCGGAGCUCUGAUACAGCAGUUCAUGAUCUUAUCCUUUGGAUCACUUGCGAAUUCGACGCCGUAUUUAGGGAUUAUCUUGUUGGUCAUUGUCACUGCGUGGUUAGCUGCAGCUAAGUCGCUGGAGGGACAGUUCAACGCCUUGCGGUCUGAAGAAGAGCUCGAGAAGGAAUUGGAGAGAGCUACAGCUGUCAAGAUUCCUGUUGUGUCUCAAGACGAAGGCGGCAACGGUUCCAUUGGAGAAUCUUCUAGCAGUUCGCCGGAGAAAUCUUCUCCCACCAACAUAUAGGAAAUUGUUUUUGGAUAUUUUGGGUUUCAGGGGGCAAUGCAAAGGAGGAAGAAAUCAAAAAUAAGAUUUUGAGAGUGAGAAAGACAAAAAUCUCUCAAAACAUUGGCUGUUUAGCACCACCACUCUUUAGUCUGUAGCUUUUUGAACAUUAUUUUCAGUUCAAUUUGGUUUUACGUUCUAAGUUUCUUCCUUGAUAAACUUGUCUUGUCUUGUGUAUAGUAAGAAAGCGUGAAGUUGGGUAUGUUCUUAUUCAAGAUAUUACAGUUCCAUGGAUGAGACUGACUGAGA
Eutrema salsugineum is the source of this 2163-nucleotide messenger RNA. RefSeq names its product ADP,ATP carrier protein 1, chloroplastic. The transcript has 5 exons. Gene Ontology annotation, molecular function: ATP:ADP antiporter activity. Gene Ontology annotation, biological process: nucleotide transport. The record is from RefSeq and is a predicted model, not a curated record. Bases 1 to 1875 code for a protein of 624 amino acids. Gene Ontology annotation, cellular component: membrane. Lineage: Eukaryota; Viridiplantae; Streptophyta; Magnoliopsida; Brassicales; Brassicaceae.